This is a messenger RNA of Lactuca sativa (garden lettuce), 931 nucleotides long. RefSeq names its product SNF7 family protein (gene VPS46.2). Gene Ontology annotation, biological process: vacuolar transport. The record is from RefSeq and is a predicted model, not a curated record. Lineage: Eukaryota; Viridiplantae; Streptophyta; Magnoliopsida; Asterales; Asteraceae.
AAAUAGCAAAACCCCCUAUUGAAGACCGAAGAAAAUUCCUACACAUUCAAACCCUAGCUCAAAAGAGGGCUUUACAAUCAAUCAUCAGAUUCAAUCCAACGAUCGAGUUAACCACUUCUUUAUCAGCUUCUUCUGAUUCUCAACAGAUCAACGAAAAAUCAUGGGGCAAGCUGAGAAAUUAAUGAACCAGAUCAUGGAGCUCAAGUUCACCGCCAAGAGCCUCCAACGUCAAGCAAGAAAGUGCGAGAAAGACGAGAAAUCCGAGAAACUUAAAGUCAAGAAAGCGAUCGAGAAAGGUAACAUGGACGGAGCACGGAUCUACGCGGAAAACGCGAUCCGUAAGCGUAGCGAACAGAUGAAUUACCUUCGUUUAUCCUCACGUCUUGAUGCAGUCGUCGCAAGGCUCGAUACGCAGGCCAAGAUGACAACGAUCAGCAAGUCUAUGGGAUCGAUCGUAAAGUCUCUUGAGUCAACCCUAGCCACGGGUAACUUACAGAAGAUGUCUGAGACCAUGGACCAGUUUGAACGCCAGUUUGUGAAUAUGGAAGUACAGGCGGAGUUCAUGGAGAGCUCGAUGGCUGGAAGCACUUCUCUUUCGACUCCAGAAGGAGAGGUCAACAGCUUGAUGCAGCAAGUUGCGGAUGAUUAUGGUCUGGAGGUGUCUGUGGGCUUGCCACAACCUGCUGCUCACGCAGUGCCAACCAAGAACACUGAGAAGGUUGAGGAGGAUGACCUUUCCAGGCGCCUUGCAGAUCUUAAAGCCCGUGGGUAAGUGAAAGUUUCAUGGUUUGUAGUAAUUCUUUUUGUCUAUGACACACUGCAAUUUCGGAUUGAAUCUGUAAAUUUGACUGGAUUAUAUCUUGUGUUUUCUCCUACUUUCUACGCACACUAUCUACAAUUUCGGAUUGAAUCUGUAAAUUUAUCUGGAUUA